AUGUCUCGAGUUCCAGGAAAAUCCCUAGCGAGAUUCCGAUUAGUCUCAAAGCAAUUUAGGUCUCUCUUCUCUGAUCCUUGUUUCCUAAGUCUCCACCACAACCAUUCACGUGAUUCCCUUUUUACAAUCACGGCACUCGAGCAAAAAUAUACAACAGAAUCCGAUUUCUCGGUGGACUUUCCUGACCGGGGCGGGUCUCUGCACGCUAGACUUUAUUGGCCGUCGAAUCAGAACGUUGAGUUCUCACAACCAGCUCUUAUAUUCGCAAGUGAAACUGGUAUUCAUCUUUGCGACCCCGUGAACAAGGAGUUGAAGAGAUUACCCGACUCUACUUUGUCUACAUGGUGUUUCGACAUAUCUAACUACGAGUGUCUAGUCUCCUUUGGUUUUGUAGACGCCACGAAGCAGUACAAAGUCGUCAAGUGGCCUCAAGACUUGGAAGAGAACCGUACAAGAAGGUUGCUAAGUGGUCUCAUCACGACUUGGAUGAAAGUUGAUCUCAAGUUUGAGGUACUGAAUAUAGAUAUUGUGGAAGAUGGUCGCCUUAAAGUAUCCCGUUGGAGAAGGCUUCAUAGACCAUGUCCUUAUCUGCUGCAACUCUCUUCUCGGGUUCACGUCAAUGGAUUCAUCUACUGGACCAGUGAUUUUCAGAUCGUGUCUUUCUCUUUACAAGACGAGACUUUCUCAACCCUAAACCUUAAACCUCCUUGCUUCCGCCUUGACACACAAGGAUCACAAAAAUCUAGACUUUUUACGUUAUCUGGAAGCCGCGGAAACUUAUGGAUGAUAGAUUACCAAGUCCCAUCUCAAAUCAUGGAGAUCUGGAAGAUGGAAGAAUGUGCAUGGGCCAAGAUUCAUAAGAUCGACCUUAAAGGAAACCAUCCAUAUAAAAACGAUGGUAAAGUGGAGAUGCUAGAUAUUUGGUCAGACCAAGUUUUGUUCAAGUUAUCGUGGAUGCCGAUAUGUUAUGAGGCCAAGACAAACACCCUCUAG
This is a messenger RNA of Arabis nemorensis, 993 nucleotides long. NCBI's taxonomy places the organism in Eukaryota, Viridiplantae, Streptophyta, Magnoliopsida, Brassicales, Brassicaceae. The record is from the annotation of a GenBank genome assembly.